Parasteatoda tepidariorum (common house spider) is the source of this 634-nucleotide messenger RNA. RefSeq lists its product as uncharacterized. Lineage: Eukaryota; Metazoa; Arthropoda; Arachnida; Araneae; Theridiidae. The record is from RefSeq and is a predicted model, not a curated record.
GUUGUAACCACUAGGUGUCACUGUUCAGCUUUUCUUCAUUUAAUAGUAGUGUUUUCUCUAUUGUCUAAGGAGCAUAUAUUUCAGAACUGGUUUCAAAACACCACACGAUGCAGUCUGUAACGGUUGUUUUAACUGUCUGCCUGAUAUUAUACUUCACAUCUGUAUCUGCACAAAGACGAAACAACCGUUACGGCAAUCCAAAGCUUAGCGUCGAUAAUGAAUCCAGAUCUGCAAGAGCCAAAAUUAAUUUGUCGUGUGAUACUGGAAAGAUGUUGUUUAAAAUCAAUUUCGUCCAACCAUUUGGAGGAGUGGUGCAAGUAGGAUCAAAGGCAUCUAGAGAAUGUACCAUUCGAGGGGAUAGAGUUCGAACAUCAUAUGUUCUUUCAGUAAAUCCUGAUUCUUGCGGGAGUUGUAAGGAACAACGGUGCUCAACACCUGGCACAUUUGUUAAUACUCUCUACAUUCGUUAUCAUCCAACACUUGAGAGAGAUGGGGAUGAACUUAAAACCGUCAUUUGCAAGUAUCAAGCAGGAUCCAUUCAAGCUGGAUGAAAAUUUAGUCCAUUUCAAACAUUACUUGUCAUCAUGGAUUCGAUUUCUUCACACAUGCCAAAUAAACAAACCAUUUUCUAAAA